Messenger RNA from Fukomys damarensis (Damara mole-rat), 3801 nucleotides. It is a transcript of the gene Rab11a, whose product is annotated as RAB11A, member RAS oncogene family. The annotation marks the transcript as partial. The transcript is spliced from 5 exons. Gene Ontology annotation, molecular function: GTP binding; GTPase activity. Gene Ontology annotation, cellular component: axon; postsynaptic recycling endosome; transport vesicle. The record is from RefSeq and is a predicted model, not a curated record. Lineage: Eukaryota; Metazoa; Chordata; Mammalia; Rodentia; Bathyergidae. Gene Ontology annotation, biological process: neurotransmitter receptor transport, endosome to postsynaptic membrane; melanosome transport; exocytosis.
UACCUCUUCAAAGUUGUCCUUAUUGGAGAUUCUGGUGUUGGAAAGAGUAAUCUCCUGUCUCGAUUUACCCGAAAUGAGUUUAAUCUGGAGAGCAAGAGCACCAUUGGAGUAGAGUUUGCAACAAGAAGCAUCCAAGUUGAUGGGAAAACAAUAAAGGCACAGAUAUGGGACACAGCAGGACAAGAGCGAUACCGAGCUAUAACAUCAGCGUACUAUCGUGGAGCUGUAGGUGCCUUACUGGUUUAUGACAUUGCUAAACAUCUCACGUAUGAAAAUGUAGAGCGAUGGCUGAAAGAACUGAGAGAUCAUGCUGAUAGUAACAUUGUUAUCAUGCUUGUCGGCAAUAAGAGUGAUUUACGUCAUCUCAGGGCAGUUCCUACCGAUGAAGCCAGAGCUUUUGCAGAAAAGAAUGGUUUGUCAUUCAUCGAGACAUCUGCUUUAGACUCAACAAAUGUAGAAGCUGCUUUCCAGACAAUUCUAACAGAGAUAUACCGCAUUGUCUCUCAGAAGCAAAUGUCAGACAGACGUGAAAAUGACAUGUCUCCAAGCAACAAUGUGGUUCCUAUUCAUGUUCCACCAACCACUGAAAACAAGCCAAAGGUGCAGUGCUGUCAGAACAUCUAAGGCGUUUCUCUUCUCCCCUAGAAGGCUGUGUAUAGUACGUUUCCCAGGUCUGAAAUUUAAAUAUAUUUGUAAUUCCUGUGGUCAGUUUUGUGUUUUAUUACUUCUUCAUACUUAUGAAUUCUUCCAUGUCUUAAGUCUUGAUUUUAGCUUUAUAAAAUCAUCAACUUUGUCCCGAAUGACUGCAGUUUUUCUUUUUCCAUGCUAUGGCUUCACUGGCCUUAGUUUAAUAAACUGAAUGUUCAAAUUCCUCAAUUAUUGUUUACUUUUCAUCCUGGAAGCCUGUCUCUGUAGGUCAUAGUUGAACUUGAUCACUUGAAGCUCAGACCCAUUGGUCUUGAUCAAAUCACAUAAAGAAGACCUUAGAAAUAAGCUAUUAUUUUGCCACAGAGAGGCUUAGAAGUAGUACACUCUUCUCUCAGUGCAAUGUAUAUUUUGACAAAUGUAAGAGUUGCCCUAUAAACAGCAGAAUUUUGUGAAAAUUUUCCAUUAUUCUGGAAGUCAAUUCUUAAAAUGCCUUAAUAGGUUUGUGUAGUUUAGUAUAUUUUGGUUUAAUUUUUGCAAGCAUCAAAGUUGAUUAGAAAGGAGGGCACUUUCUCUGGACAAGAAUUAUCCUCAUAAACACAAAAGACUUAUGGUUUGGGUUGGCUUAUGGUUACAGAGCCAUAAGUUAAAUAGUGCUGCCUGGAAGGCUAGGAACUCGAGAGACUGGUGGAAUUCCUUCUGAAGUACCUCUGUUACAAUGAUCAGGCAGCCCAAGUCAUUUCUUUGUUUGGUACCGGGGAUCAAACUUGGGCCCUUGCUCUUGUGAGGCAGGCGCCAGAACCACUGAGCUAAAUCCCCGGGUCCCAAGUCAUUUUAACUGAUCUCAUUUCCCAGCAGUAGAUUAUAUGGCAUUUUAUUGCUCAGGCAAUAACUGGUGUAAUGCUGGUAAUGUCAAAUUUUGAGAUGGUAAUUUUGUUUAAAACCUUCCAGUAAAUGAAAUGCAACCUAGUUUUAUCACCAUAUCCACCAGUAGGCAUGGGUGAUUAUUUUAGCAAUGCUUUUAUUUGAGUUUUGCAGUGUAUAAUGGAAUAUAGUCCAGUUAAGUCUUUGGUUUUAGUAUGUCUAAAGGAUACAGUGAGAGGCUAAUUUAUGCUCAAGUGGUACCACUUAAAGGCAUGUAUUCUUUUAGUAUGUAAAGUGAAAUAGUACCUUGAGUUUAAAUAGAAUGCAUUUAAGCUUUAUAGAGACCUGAGGUAAUUUUUUUUUCCACUACAUUAUUGAAAUCAUUGGAGCAACUAGUUUCUCAUUCAGAAUUGUGCACACUAAUAUUUAGUUUUACUUCCUUGUGUGGGUAAUAUUAAGCACUUCUCUGCAGUUUUCUGAAAGUUGUCAACUGUGGUGAUUAACUUGAAGAUGAUGGGAUAUCUGAAAAAAAUAUAUAUGUGUGGGCUUGCAUAGGUUAUGUUUCAUAGUUAAUCUUCUGUGUUUGGCAGUGCUUAUGAUGUGUGGGAUACACGGAAGGCAUUGCUGUAGUCAGUCAUUUCCUAUGUAGCCAUUUUAUUGUUUUAGUGUAUUGGUUAUAAAGAUACUACUAUCUGUUUGUAAAUUGCUACUUUGUAUUUUAUGCAUGCUCUGUAACUUGAUUUGUUUUGUUUUGUUUUGUUUUUUAGUUGUUGAUUUGGAAUAUAUUCUCAUUCUAAUAAACAGUUAUAGGGGGUCUGUUCUUUAUGUUGUCAGAUUACAUUUUUCUUUGGAGUGCUUUGGAUGCAGCCCUGGAAUAUUUGAUUCUUAUUAAUGAGCACAUAGGUGCUUGCAUUAUCAAGUCAACAUUGAAUUGGAGCAUAAGUUUGUGAAUUCAGGUGUGAUGUUAGACCUGCAGUUCAAUUAUGUUUCUCUUGGGAGAAGUAAUAACAAAUAUUGGGGAAAUAGUCUCUCUUCUUCCAUAUGUAACAGUAUUACCUGACACAGGCAGUCACCAUCUCUGUUUUAUUUGAAACUGAAAGUAAGGUUUUUAGUAUUUUGCUGCUUGAUCCUGCUUUUCAGUUAUCACAACAUUGAACAUUCUCUUCACCUGUUAUAUUGCCUUGAAAAAGUCAUUUAGCCAUUGUACCUAGAUUUAAACUUACAUGUCAUUGCUCUCAAGGGCUCUCUGAUUUAUCUCUAAUAAUAGUCACUAUGUAAGGGUAAGUAAUCGUUAGACAUUUCAUUGAGUGUGCUUAAUUGUGAGAAGAGGUGGCAGCCAGUGUCUUGCCCGAGAUCUUUCAUUUCGGAAGGGUUCUACAGAAAAGUUAGAUUUUUUUUAAGAGUGGGCACAGCAGAGCUAAUUUUAUUUCUUUUGUUGUUGGGAAAAUGAAUGUCUUAAUUUUUGUCUUUGCUGACUUACAAAACAAACACUUUCAGUGGUUUAAACUAUUGUGACAAUCUCUUUCAUCUACCUUAAAAGAAAAAAGCUGUACUAUUUUUAGACAUUUUUGGCCAGCACCCCCACACACCCACACAUAAGAACCCAAAGGCUUGAGGGGAUAAUUAAGAAUUUAAUCCAACCUGUUAAUGGAUCUUUAAAUUUUUAAAUUAUUUUAACAGGAAAAUAGAAACUGAUUAUCUCAUGGCUUACACGUAUCAUAAGCCUGAAAAAAAUUCAAAACAAAAUGUGAAUUAUUUUUAGAAUCGUAUAUGACCACCAUUUGUUGUACUUUUAAAAUCAAUGAUCACAGACUGAAAAGACCCUCUUCUACCAUGUCACUUACUGGGUUAAUAGCACAAGGAGCUGUGAUACUCAUGCUAGAGAGGAGAGCGCUGUUUUCUUUGCUGGUUGGGCAGUACCCGUGCUUUCUAGGAUUAGGCAGGUCCACUUAACCUGUUCACCUGUACAGUGUGCCAGAGAAACUGGAGUUGUCAUUCUGAUGUUUUAAACAAUGGCUGUGUUCUUCCAAAACUGCAGGAGGCUGUAUGCUAAACGAUACAACAUGCUAAUAUUAUUACAUGUUGUAUGUAAGGAGAUAAUUAGAUAAGAGUAUCCAUUUUCUUGGAAAUUGAGGUGAAGAACAGAAUAUUUGAAAUAUAUUUGCAUAAUAUAUACAUUCGAUACAUAUAUUAGAAAACAUGCUAACCUAUUUGGCUUAAACAUUGAAAGUUGUAGAUUUAUUUAUUUUGGUUUUUUGAGACUGUCUCACUGUGUAGUUCAGGCUAGUCUUG